Asterias rubens (European starfish) is the source of this 2489-nucleotide messenger RNA. RefSeq names its product transmembrane emp24 domain-containing protein 6-like. The record is from RefSeq and is a predicted model, not a curated record. Gene Ontology annotation, biological process: Golgi organization; intracellular protein transport; endoplasmic reticulum to Golgi vesicle-mediated transport. The coding region runs from base 167 to 907 and encodes 246 amino acids. The transcript is spliced from 4 exons. Gene Ontology annotation, cellular component: Golgi apparatus; COPII-coated ER to Golgi transport vesicle; endoplasmic reticulum. Lineage: Eukaryota; Metazoa; Echinodermata; Asteroidea; Forcipulatida; Asteriidae.
UAUGGUAAUAAAACUGUGUACAAUUAGGCCUAAAAAUUAAUAUUAAUCACACAACAACCACAUGUGAGUUCACUUUUUAGUCAAAGAGUAGUCUUUUAUUUGGGAAACAACAUAAUUAUAAGCACACCAGUUGUUUUCAUUUUAUUUAUAGUUAUCCUUCAGCAGAAUGACUUCCAUAAAAACGCCGGCAAUUUAUUCGAAUUUGUUGAAAUUUUUUCUCUUGAGUUUAUUUUUGGAGUGUACGGUUAGUGAAUGGGUUGAGCCAUCCAGACACGCAUACGUUGACCCUAUAGAUCGAGAACAACCAUGGAUUAGCUUCCAGCUGACCUUCAUCCUCGAGAGGGGGACGGAGCAAUGUUUCUUCCAGAAGGUCAAGACUGGAUUCAAGUUCCAACUUCAUUACCAUGCGAGUAGCAGGGACGUUGAGCACAACAUGCGAGUCAUUAUUAAGACCGAUCGUGGCGAACGACUUUACACAUCUUUUAACAAUAUUGAAGAUGAGUUCGAGAGAGACGUCGACAAAGACGAAACCUACAAUUUGUGCUUCGGAAACUUCGCUUCUCGAUACCAUGCUAAGAAAGUUUCCAUGACGAUCGAUAUGUUUGAAGAAAAUACUUUACAAAAGUAUUUCACGUUGAAGGCAGAAACGGAGCACAACUUGGCCAAUGCAUCAGAUUCAAUCCAGAGAACAUGGCGGCAAAUGUUUCGCGUCUCAAGACAGCAGUAUAUGCUACGUUUCAGUACUGAGCUAGACACAAUGCUACAAUCAAGUAAUGCUGAUUAUAUCUUAUACUGGUCCAUUGCCCAGGCAACUAUUAUAAUAUUGGCUGGUUUCAUUCAAGUAUGGACACUCCGAAGUUUCUUUAAUGUGAAGACUGUAACUCCAACACAGAAACCAAGGUGUUAGCUAACUAUCUUUCUGAAUUUAAUAAUAGAUGUUAAAUUUACAUCGGGGAUAAAAAAUAUAAGGGGAGGUCAAUUCUUAAACGGGUUCAUCAAAAAUUCGUUUCAGUUAUCAAUAGUUGUUAACUUUAGCAUUACUUUAUUCGAAUUGUGUCUGUUAUUAUGGUUCACCAAAAGGUCAAAGUUUUGUUUUAACAAUUAAUUUUCGGAGUAAUCCAUUGUUUACGUCAUGUUGGUGAUUGUUUGUUUGUUUGUCCGCUGUUUUUAUUCGUUCUUCUCUUCUAUUUAUUUACUUUUUCUUCUUCAAACGGGCAGCAACUAUUGUGCUGUUUCUCAGUGAUGUUAAUGAUAGAAACCUUAAAAUUAACCUUUCUACUGCUGAAACUACCUUUAUAAUAUCACCAGAGUUCUAUAACAGAAGCUAAAACUGAACAAAAAUAUCAUGACUGCAGUUUUCCAUCAGCCCGAUGGCUGCCUUGAUAUUGAAAGAGAAAACAAAACGACGGCACAACAUAAUUAAUUGAAUGCCGUUAGACCUUACAAAAAUAGUUUCAUCUAUUAAGCAAAUACACUGUUGCUCUACAGAGCUCAAAGUCCAACCUAAAUUAUAUCUUAUCUCUAGCAUUUCAUAUUCAUAUUUUGUGCACUUAUGUUAAACUUUUAACUUAAAUUAUUAAUAAUAUAAAUGUUUGUCUUUAUUAAAGGGGAGGAUGGGGUUACUUUCUCGUGUUUUUGUUUUGUUUUCAAAAAGGUACACAAAGCCAACUCAACAAUCAAUUAUCUUGUAAUUUUAUUACUUAAUCGCCACAAAGUACAUUACAUUUCUGCUAAGAAUAAAGCAGCAUUAUGAUAACUGUGAAAGAAGACCUGUGAAAGAAGACACUUAUCUGAAUUGUACAUGGAGUGACAUUAAGUAUUCAGAAAAUGCUUACUGAUUUGAUAUACACUGUACAUGGAUAUGAAGAAUUGAAGAAUGUGUUGCAUAAUAAUUGUUUAGGCAGUUUCAAGCUGUAACUUGACCGCAGAACCUACGUCACGGUGGGCCACAGUUUUAGAUAACGCAAGUGUUUCGAUUUAUGAAUUCCAUAGGAAAGGGAGCACGAAAACGCCUAUAGUUUUACCUCCAUUGUUAUACAUGUAGGUUGUGAAGCAAUGCAACCAAUGGACUAUAAGACACCUCUAGUGUAUACAACCAAGUACUGCAGACAAUUACCCGAAGGCAACCAGGCAUCGAUUUCACAAACAGUUAGGACUAACUUGGGACUAGUCCUAGGAGAUAGUAAAAACUUAAGGCUAGUCCUAAAGUUGGGUCGAGUAACUCGUCAUAAUAACCCGAGAUAAGACUAGUCCCUUUACUCUUUGUGAAAUCCAACUCUGGAAACAUAGCAAUGGACAGUGACCUUUUCUAGAUAGCAGAGUUAUUUUGUGCUAAGCUGAUUUUCUUCUAGCCUGUAAGCAUUUCUUUGGAAAUAUGUCCAAACUUAUUUAAUCCUUUUGAUUGAUGUUGGAUGUGACAUAAAUAAAUAAAUAAAUUAAUAAAUAAUGCAUGAUUUACUUUAAUAAACAAUUGUGACAAUUUAAAUAUA